AUGUCUUCGAAGAACAAUCUUCUGUUGUUCUUCGACCGGCCGACGGAGCCAUGCUUCAUGCAAAAGGGUGAGAACAAGGAGGUGUUUCAACUACCCGAUAACUACUAUCCGGAAAAAUACAAGUCGUCCAGUAACGUGCUGGCUGACCGAUUCGGAAAUGAUGCGACCAAGACAAUCCCGGUUCGAAACAUUGCUUUGCCUGAUCUCUCCUUGCCGCAGCAACUCCCAUACAAUGCUCAGUUUUCUCUGUGGAUAGAGAAACAUAGGAAAAUGGCCGCCAAGCUUAUUGAUAUCUUCAUGGGUAUGCGUGACGUGGAUGACCUGCAGUCCAUCUGUUCGUACUGUCAGAUGAGAAUCAACCCCUACCUAUUCAACUACUGUCUCUCUGUGGCUAUAUUACACAGGGAUGACACCAGGGGUCUAAACAUCCCAACCUUUGCUGAGACAUUCCCUGACAAGUUCAUGGAUCCUAAAGUAUUCCGCAAAGCAAGAGAAGUGUCGUCUGUGGUACCCACAGGAAACAGGAUGCCGGUUCUUAUCCCCCAAAACUACACGGCAGCAGAAAGCGAGCCUGAACAGAGAGUCGCCUACUUCCGCGAAGACAUUGGCAUCAAUCUACAUCACUGGCAUUGGCAUUUGGUCUACCCGUUUGACGCUUCCGACCGUUCUAUAGUAGCCAAAGACAGACGAGGAGAGCUGUUCUACUACAUGCACCAGCAGAUUGUUGCACGAUACACAACUGAGCGUUAUUGUAACAACCUAGGAAGACCUCGACGAUACAGUAACUUCCGUGAACCCAUUGAGGAAGGGUAUUUCCCCAAACUAGACUCUCAAGUCGCCAGCAGGUCCUGGCCACCAAGAUUCGAAGGAUCCAAGAUUCAAGAUCUGAACCGUCCAGUUGACCAGAUCCGUAGUGACGUUUCGGAGAUGGAGACAUGGAGAGACCGAUUCAUUGAAGCUAUUAACAGCAUGAGUAUUAUGCUGCCAAAUGGUCGUCGCAUCCCCCUAGAUGAUGAGACAGGGAUCGACAACCUUGGUAACAUGAUGGAGUCUUCAAUCCUCAGCCCCAACCGGCCUUUCUAUGGAGACCUUCACAACAUGGGACAUGUUUUCAUCUCCUAUGCACACGAUCCUGAUCAUAGGAACCUGGAACAAUUUGGUGUCAUGGGUGAUUCGGCAACUGCAAUGCGAGACCCCAUAUUCUACCGCUGGCACGCAUAUGUUGACGAUAUAUUCGUACUUUAUAAGGACAAGCUACAGCCAUACAGCUCUGACACGUUGGAUUUCCCCGGAAUCCGCGUUCUUUCGGUGGACAUGCAAUCCACUGGUGGAGCGAACACUUUGUCAACUCAGUGGGAACAAAGUACUGUGGACCUAGGUAGAGGUCUAGACUUCACUCCUCGUGGUUCAGUACUUGCCCGCUUCACACAUCUGACACAUGACGACUUCACCUAUGUUAUCGAGGUAAACAACACAUCAGGCCAAGGUGCGAUGGGUACCGUUCGUUUGUUCAUGGCGCCAACACAGGACGAGCGUGGCAACCCUCUGAACUUCAACGAUCAACGACGGCUUAUGAUUGAACUCGACAAGUUUACUCAAUCAAUCCCAACCGGUACAAGCACCAUCAGGCGUAGCUCCCUCGAUUCGUCCGUAACUAUUCCCUAUGAGCGUACCUUCCGCCGUCAAGCCGACCGACCUGGUGAUCCAGGUUCUGGUACAGCUGCUGAAUUCGACUUCUGCGGCUGUGGAUGGCCACACCAUAUGUUGGUGCCAAAGGGAACAGCCAAGGGAUUCCCUAUGGUCCUCUUCUGUAUGAUUUCUAACUGGAAUGAUGAUCAGGUGGUUCAAGACACAGUAGGCUCCUGUAACGAUGCUGCUUCAUACUGUGGUCUUCGUGACCGGAAAUACCCGGAUAAACGGGCAAUGGGAUAUCCCUUCGAUCGUCCAAUACCCGUUUCUCGUCUCAAUGAUUUCUUGACGCCCAAUAUGAAUGUACGCGACUGUACGAUUCGAUUCAAGGACGCAGUGCGUCAACGCCAGGGGUAA
Pieris macdunnoughi is the source of this 2046-nucleotide messenger RNA. The record is from the annotation of a GenBank genome assembly. NCBI's taxonomy places the organism in Eukaryota, Metazoa, Arthropoda, Insecta, Lepidoptera, Pieridae.